UGUGCAACAAGUCCAGUGGUGAAAUUUCCUGGCUCCUAAAUAUUCCACAGUCAACUGUCAGUGGUAUUAUAACAAAGUGGAAGCCAUUUGGAACGACAGCGCUGAGUUUCUAUAAUGUUAGAAUCAAUCUUUUAGUGAAGAUGGUGCUAAUCUCUGCUGCCAUCCAGCCAUGCUGCCUGCGUGACCACCAGGUGAGGAGAUUGCCAAAGAGGAAGUGACCUUGUGCACCGGAUAUUCAUGGAUUGUGGGAUGAGCUCGAAUUGGCUAAUUAGUUAUGGAUUGGGGUGCGGUCUGAACGUUUGUAAACAAAACAAACAGUUUAAGGAAAUAAAAUAAAUUUGAGGAAGAAAAUAAAUAAAUAAAUAACCAGUUUGUCAUGGGAACAAGGUCACUCCUGCAGGCAGGCAGGAUGGCUCAAUGUAUAUACUAGUUCAUUUAAAUUGAUUCACUGGGUUACAAAAGCACACCGCCGCUGGACUCUAGAGCAGUGGAGACGCCUUCUCUGGAGUGACCAAUCACUCUUCUCCAUCUGGUAAUCUGAUGGACGAGUCUGGGUUUGGCAGUUGCCAGGAGAAUGGUACUUGUCUGACUGUAUUGUGCCAAGUGUAAAGUUUGGUGGAGGGGGGACAGGGUACCACACCCUUAGCUCUGCCUUCCCCACCCUAUUGGUAAGCUUGCUCUCUCUCUCUAACCUGUCUCAUUUCCGCCCUUUAUUUACUCUUAGUCAUGUGUAAUGUUUGUACUAUAACUGUUGCUCUGUAAUCACGAGUGGUGUUAAAGAAAGUAGUAUCAGCAUCGUCACUACCUGGAGCUUGCAUGUACGGAGCCUGGGUCUGUUGAAGGUGGCAUGCUGUUGAGGCUGUGUGGGCCAUGUGGUAAGAUAGGUAAGAUGAUGUCUGCGUGUUGGCAUGGUGGGGGGUGGCUCUGGGAUGCUGGAGAUCACUGUUCAGCCCUCUGGAGGUGUUGUGGGACUAACUGGACGAAACAGUGACGAAGGAGAGUUCCCACUUGACAACCCUGGUGAAGCGCAGGUUUCUUACUACCCAUCAGUCUGCACGGUUGACUUGGAGGGGCAAAUAGUAAUGAUUAGGGAUUUCUUUACUGAGCGCUGAUCCUUUUUAUAGCGCACAAGUUUCUUGUAUUUUUUUCAGAAUCUGUGUACAAGCGUAGGACUUGCUGUAGUUUAUUAACACCUUAGAAUUGGAGAAUAAUUAUGUCAUCAGCAUAUCAGUUUCUCCAAGAGAAAAUCAUUGGACAUUAAACAUGGAAUUGCUUUUGCUUAUUGCCAUCACUGAGUUGUACAUUUGCACAGCUGAGGUGUCACUGUUACUUACUGCCUGAUCCAGAUAUCUUCAACAAGUUCCUUGGGAUUUGUUGCUAUCCGACAGAACUCAAUCCACUGGCUCUUUGCUGAGUCGAACAGGAUUUGAAAAACUGGACUAUCAAUGUAACCUAUGAUGAAGUUCCACCUUCCAAAACUGCAGAGAAACGUCAUAAGGUUUGAGUCAGAGACACUCCAGUGUGCAUGACAAGAUCAGCUCCAUACUUAGAUACUAAACUAACUCUUACCUAAAAUGCAGGCAAGAAGUAGAGGAGGCUUACUGGUUCAAAAGUUGAAUGAGGUGUGACCAGAGAUCUACAUUCGUCCAAAGUCUGAGCAGAGCUGCUGGAACAACCCAAGCGUCAGGAAAAAGGUGGACCAGCUUCAUGAUGCUGCAGAUGGCAAACUCCAAAGUGAGUGAGAGAAAAGACCACAACGGAAGCUUUUGUAAAAUUCCUCCCAAAAAUUAUAAAUAAAUUCCUUUCCAAAAAAUACAAAACAUUUCUCAAAUUUACACAAAAUGCCUGCAAAUUUCCAGAGAAACCUUCCCUGGAAAAAAAACAAAUUCCCAUGAAAAUACCUAAAAAUUUCACUGCAUAAAAAAAUCCAAUGAAUAUCUCUAAAAUCUAGGGGAAAAAUCAGUUAAAACAGUGGAAAAUUGCUAAGAAAUAUUCCAAAAAUAUCCACGAAAUGGCACGGUAAAAAAUCCUGAUAUUUCAAGAUAAUUACUAAAACUAGUCGAAUUUUGAGGCCUUACCAACAAUAAGACAUCUCCAUAAAAAGGAACAAGAGACUUGGGAACGACAUGCACGAAAGGAUCCACAAGACUUGAACCCUGCAGCCAUGCUUCACCAUCCUUGAGGAAGCUGAAGAAGCAGUCGUACUUACCUGAAGUCAGUGAGUCCAUGAGUGUGAGUUUGGGAUUUAGCCCAUUUAACACAAUGGAAGGCUGAAAAAGGCGUUUUCAUCCAACUUCAUGUAACUAUUACACAUAACUGAAUUGUCUCUGACUCUUUUAAAUUAGUUCCAGAUGAAUAUUUUUAAAGACAUCUAAAAAUGACCUUACUUCACAUUGAACACUGUCCUGCAGUUACUUGUGUGUGCACUUUGAGUAUUUCUCUGUGUGUGUGGGCAACCAAGGGUAAUUCAACAAAUCUGCAAAUAUUGGUUGUACAAACCAAACAGUGUCCUCAAAACAUCCUUGAAACCAAAACCUAAGAUGUCCUUUUAACCACAGGAGAGACAAGGUUAAGGUGCAACUCAGCUUACCCAGCUUACCCUCCUCUGGGCUGACAGGAUCAUGUCAGAUCCCAUAGACAUGGAGGUGUUGACAAAAGAGAGAAAAAUGUUUUUUAGAAGAAGAAAAUGGAGAAUGAAUAAUAAAAUCCUGAGGCAGUGAAUCAGAAGGUAAUGACUAGUUUGUCUGAGGUCAAAGAGCGAUCUAAUCUCUGCUCUCUUUAAGCCCAUUUGCUAUAAAGCUAAUGCAUGGGGGUAGAAUGGAUUUUAGCCUUGAGCACCAAAUUAUUGCCAGCUCUUCAUGUUAAACAAAAGCAAUAACGUACACAUGCCAAUAGCUUAAAAAAAUACUUGUUUUAUUUUUCUAAAAAUUUCUUUGGGGGUCACGGUUGUGCUGGAGCCUAACCCAGCUGUCAUUGGGCGAGAGGCGGGGUCGCCAGUCAAUCACAGGGCUGACAUAUAGAGACAGAAAACCAGGCACCCUCACACUUAUGGACAAUUUAGAGUCACCAAUUAAGUCUCCUCUGAGGCUGUUAAAAUUAGGUUCACUCAAACUACCUAAAAUCAUGAUAAAACCCUUAUGAAUGGGAUUAAUCCAGAUUAAAAAAGUAAUCUUUUGACAGCCCUGAUAUUAUCAAUUCUCCAAGUUAAAUCUUAAUUGAAGAUAAAUCGGACCAAAAGAUGAAAAAAAGGAAACACGGCAUUGGAGGUACUUCCCUGUUGUUGAUAUGAAUGGUGGCAUGCAUUCAGAGUUUAUGGCUCAUAAUCAAUGCCAUGGAGGGAAUCACACGAGCAAAGGUGGAGGUAAGGCCAUGGGUCAGUGUUGACGAGUCAGCCAGUUCAAUAAUGAACUAAAUUAUCUGUAUGUGUGUGUACUGGGAAGCCAAGGCCAAGUUAAAAUUUGUCUGUGUUCACCUCAGCAGAGUGGAGAACAUUAGGAGGGACAUUACAACAGCUUCACAGUCAGUCAGGGACAGUCACACAAUGAAAAGGCUUCACACAACUUCUAUCACUCUCUAGAUUUAAAAUACAGAUUAAAGUGGUUCAAAUCAAGACGAGUGGGAACGUUGUUUCAUACGCUGGGGUGUCAACCUGCGCUCUUUUUGGACAGAAGUCUGGAGGUGAACUUUCAUAAGUAUGACUUUAAAUACUGAUCCACGUCCAGCUGUUUGUCUGCUGGGACAAAAGGCUGCAAAGCUAAAGACAAGACAAGUCAGAAAGAGUGGCUUUAGCCGUUAUAGCUGCCAUAAUGUACAAAUCAAACUGAGUGUUUUCAUCUCCUGGGUAUGGAGGGAAUAGCUGAUAUGUUCAAUGGCCCCAGUUGGAUUCAGGCCAAGAAUUUGAACUGAAAUAAGGUCAGAUCAAUUCUGAAAAAUCAUCUUAGCAAGCCUGUGUCUGCCCUGCAUGACACAUGAUCCAAAGAAGUGCUUGGGUAAAUAGAGAACGUGACAACACUUGGGAUUGUAUAAGCCCCCUCACUUCUAUAAAAGCCCAGUGGCUCUGUGAGGAGCAGACAUUCAGCUUUGAGAGAGAAAAGCUACCUGUCUGCUGUUUUCUCCCUGUCAGAAUCUGAAGCUAAGCCACUGCAGCAUCAUGAAUCUGGCCUUCAGCGCUCUUUUCCUGAUCCUUGGCUCCUUCCUGAGCAGCUCUGCUACCAGUGUUGAAGAAUGCAGAGCUCUGGUCACCCCUCUGUCCACUUUUGAACCGCAACUGGGAAGGUGGAACUUCGUUUUGGGCUUCAUUGAUAGUAAACCACAUCAAGUAUUGUUCAAGACCACCCAGACCCAGUGGAUUGAGUACGUCAAAACUGGAUCUGAUUCACAACCAGAAUAUCAACAGCUAAUUGGGAUCAAGCAUACUACAUACUGCAAGUACGGAACUUUCCCCAUGACUUUUCAUUCCAACUCCGCCGUAAUGGACAAGUCCAACUUCACCUGCACAUACCAGUCUCUGCCAACCUGUGAAGACUGUCUGCUCUACCUUAUUAACGCCAGAAACAACGACAUCAUAGUCAACAGUAUGGACAAUCCGGACCCUCAAACCAUUUCACAGGUCAAACACUAUCGGGCGUUCUACAUGAUGACCAAAGGAAACAGCAUCAAGCACUCAGACUUUUUGCAUGCCAUGAAGCAGGCAAGAUGUCUGGGUUUCACAGGAGAACCCGACUUCGUCCUGGACCCCGCCAGUGAGUACUGCGAGAAACAAGGUUAACGACAAUGAUGACGACUAGGCCAUCUUGAGCUAAAGUCAGCCUGAAAUGUUGAAGUAAAGAAAUAAACCGACUUUCCAC
Messenger RNA from Cheilinus undulatus (humphead wrasse), 4847 nucleotides. RefSeq lists its product as uncharacterized. Lineage: Eukaryota; Metazoa; Chordata; Actinopteri; Labriformes; Labridae. The coding region runs from base 4151 to 4768 and encodes 205 amino acids. The record is from RefSeq and is a predicted model, not a curated record. The transcript has 6 exons.